GCAUUAAACCAAGCCAAUGCGACAAGGAUGAAACUUGUUUUUAGUAAUACAGGCAUGGUAUAUUACAAAGAUAAUGAAAGCUAUGAUGUGUACAUUGAUCAAAGGGGCAUUUCUGAGCUCUCAAUGAUCAGAAAGGAUAGGACAGGGAUUGAAAUUGGAGCAGCAGUGACAAUAUCAAAAGCCACUGAAGCACUAAAGGAAGACAGAAGAAGUGACUUUCUCUCACAUUAUACAAUGAUACUUGAAAAGAUUGCUGACCAUAUGAACAAAGUUGCCUCAGGGUUUAUUAGGAACACAGCCAGUGUAGGUGGCAAUCUAGUGAUGGCACAGAGGCAUCAUUUUCCCUCGGAUAUUGCUACAAUACUUCUUGCUGUGGAUUCAAUGGUUCACAUAAUGACUGCUACACAAUUUGAGUGGCUGACAUUGGAGGAGUUUCUGGAAAGACCACCAAUAAGCUUGGAUAGUGUGCUUUUAAGCAUUAAAGUUCCUAGUUUGGUUCUCAAUGAAAGUGAAUCAUCAGGGCAAAGAAGUAGAUUCCUCUUAGAAACUUACCGAGCUUCUCCUCGACCCCUUGGAAAUGCCCUUCCUUACUUGAAUGCUGCCUUCCUGGCUAAGGUGUCUCCAUGCAAGAAUUCUGAUGGAACUGUGAUAGACACUUGCAGGUUGUCUUUUGGUGCUUAUGGGACUCAGCAUGCAAUGAGAGUAAAAAAUGUUGAGGAAUUUUUAGCAGGAAAACUGUUAAGUGCUAGCAUUCUAUAUAAUGUUGUCAACUUGAUUAUAGCCACUAUUGUACCUAAAGAUGAUACCUCACAUACUGCUUACCGUUCAAGUUUGGCAGCUGGUUUUAUUUUCCAGUUCUUUAACCGACUGAUAGACAGCCCUGAAAGAAUAACAAAUGGUUAUUUAAAUGAUUGAAGGAUCUUUUAUCCAGGGAUUGGGUUUUUUCAUGCUUGAAGAAUAUGAAACAAAUCUUGUAUGGUCUUGGUAGAUGACAUGGAACUACAAAAGUCCUACAUUAGACACUAUUCCUCAAAAGUUUAAUGUUCAAAUCCUCAACAGUGAGCACCAUCAACAACGUGUUCUCUCUUCAAAGGCUUCUGGAGAGCCUCCAUUACUUCGGGCAGCUUCUGUAGUGCGGUGCUGUCUCACUCACAUGACAUCUUGCGCAUGAUAAAUUUGCUGAGAAUUUUGGACACUACUGAAUCCGUUCAUAUUUAUGUUCAGUUCUGGCAUGAUAAUAUUUAUAUAAAGUAACACUGAUUUGAUGACACUUACUACUAUACCCAAUGUCACAUGGGUGGAUUGAUUCUCAUAUCUCUGAAUGACUCCGAUUGUGUCCUACUUUCACCUGCUACCCCAUCCACGUACCAUCUCGCA
Cajanus cajan (pigeon pea) is the source of this 1377-nucleotide messenger RNA. Its product is annotated as abscisic-aldehyde oxidase. NCBI's taxonomy places the organism in Eukaryota, Viridiplantae, Streptophyta, Magnoliopsida, Fabales, Fabaceae. The record is from RefSeq and is a predicted model, not a curated record. Gene Ontology annotation, molecular function: oxidoreductase activity; FAD binding; iron ion binding.